GCAGCUCAUGUCAUAUGAUCGACGCGACUUUCGGGUGAGUCAAGUCGUAGUUGGAUGGAUUUUAUAGCGGCGGCUUUCAGUUUAUAAACGAGCGUCACAUUGUACGGUUGGGAAAGUGUGUGCUGUCGCAUGUUAAGGGCUUUCAAAAACGGUGUUUAUUUUUCGCCAAAUGACAGCCACGGUGGUGGCAACAACAGCAAAGCACGAUCGUUAAACAAUUCAAGCUAAUAAAAUAAAAUUGACGCUGUUGCAACGCGCGCGAUUGUAUCAGCAGUAAAUGACAACUUCAUGCAUACAUACAUUUGUAUAACGACAGCAGUGUGUGUGUGUGUGUGUGUGAAGGGUGUGUUCUUCGCGUAAAAAGUCAGUACAACGAAAGUAAUAAAAAAAACAUCCGCAUUAAAAAGCGAAAACAGUCGGUAACUCAAAUCUUUGGUGAAUAAAAAGAAUGUACAAAAUAUUAAAAAAAAACACGAAGAAAUUAUACUUCGUAGUGUUGCCAACUACAAAGUUAUUUAAUCAUUAAGUCAAUCGAACACCACAACAACAAAGAAACAAGAGACUGUCGUCACUCAGUCAUUCAACGAAUCGUUCAGUUUUGUGCGCAAAAUUGCAAUUGGAUACUUUUCAUUUUUUCGAGUGUGAUUUUUUUUGUUGUUGUUGCUUUAUCUUUGCAUCAUUAUAUACGGCUGGAAUAAGUGCAUUUAUUAUAAUAUGAAAGCAAACGCUGGCGACGACGAGUCAUAUUACCAGCUGAGUCGCUCUACGGCUAGCUAGCCAGGCAACCGCACGCCAAAGCAAUUGCACCUGACUGUUUGCUAAGGCUAUAAGAAAGAAAUAAAUUCAAGCAGCAGCAACAAAACAAAAAAAAAAAACAAAGUCAAACGAGUAUUUAAUUUUGGACUACUUGAAUUGCUCUGCUGUGGCGAAAAACAAAAGCGUCAUACGGCGUUAAACUGUUUUCGAAUCUUCUGUUUUUGAAUAUGGUAACAGCAGUUAGAAUUCGUACCGCUUGAUAUUAUUAUGGCACUGUGCCCAAGCUGAAUAACGGCACGUCAACCGAUAAACUUCGUACGCGUAUUACGGUUUAAACAUUAUAUUUUUGUUAAAUUUUUUCGCUGGUCGCAAACUUGACGCUUAAAUUAUGAGCAACAUGAAGAAUGGGUUUUCCACACUCAAUCGUUGGUUGGGCAAGAAGAAUAAAACCGAUAAAGCCACGCCCAAUGGCAAGCUGUCGAAAUCGAGCACAAACCUAAGCAGUCUGUCCGUCUCGUCGACGAACAUCAACGAAACUAGUCAGCUGGAAUAUAACCGCAUCACACCCCUGCCGGUAGCCACAAGCAAUGCACCUUUCGAACAGACCUUCCGGAUCACCGUGCUCCUACCAAAGGAUCAGCUGUACGUCGCUCGCCUGGGCGCGCGAGUACCACUCAGCAAACUGCUGGAGCUGGUGUGCGAAAAUAAGCUCUUGGAUGCAACUAAAUAUGAGUUUAGAAGUCCAGUUGACCUCGGUCAGGUGUACAGCUGCGAUUUAACUAUAGGCGCUGUGGGCCUUUCUGAGAUACGUCUAUGUCACAAGUCCGAGUCGUAUGACAAUUUCAACGCGGACGAAAUUAUUAAGCUACACCGCACAGCUAUCAUACGCGAUUCUCUGUCCUCAUCGGAGUUCAGCAGUCGCUACUCAAAACAUACAACGAAGACAACUAGUCCCUAUAGCUCGAGCAAUUCACUCAACUCGAUGGACUCGACGGGCAUGAAUUGCGUUCGCACCCCGGUCACUCCGCCUGCGACGCUCACCACCACAGCGGCCCCUAACAAAAUAGCUGCUCCUCCCAGAAAGAAACGUGCUGCGCCACGGCCGCCGAGCCAGACUGCCAUACCGGAGAAAACGGUGCUCGUGACUAAUGGCAGUGCUCACACAAACAAUGAAAAUAUGGAAUGUUCAGACGAUUCAUUGCCGCGCAAGGAUCGCUUCGCAUCAACGCCGAAUCUUUCGGUGCAGCCCGGUACCAAUGACAUCGACUCUAACGGAAACAUCGGUAGCCCCAACAUCGAAGAGGAAAUAGAGUCAAGCCUGAAUGGUUAUGCGAAACAAGAUGUAGAGCUGGAGGAAACACAAGUACAACAAAAGAAUGCACGCAACCUGUGUGGGGGCAGCAUACAGAAUUUGUCUAGUUCGGCAGGGUUGUCACAAUCUAUCGAAUUUCCAGAGCCAUCGCCACGCAAACGCAUGAUACAAAUGAAAAAGAAGGUGGCUGCACCUGCACCUCCAUCUAGGAGCAGCAUGUAUGCGGAUUCUGAUACAAUUUCCAUAAAGUCAAUGACGCCGUCUACUCCGGACACGCCAUUGACUCCUCUAACACCAAACACGCCUUCAGCGGACAUGAUCAGCGAUUCAGAGCUGGAACUCAAAAGUUCGCUCCACAACAGCAACAAGCAGACUUCACCGACACCGUCGGCCCGCGACUCCAAAGCCAACACAAGUCCGCUGCAAUCAUCCACACCUGUUCUAGGAACAAGUUCUUUGGAGCCGUCGAAUUCGCCAUUAGAAGCAGUGGCAGAGGUGCCUAAACCCCUACCAAGAGUGACUACAAAUACUCUUCUAAAUGGCAGCAGCACAUCUAUUGAGGCCUCUUCCCCCCCGCUUCCAACUACAAAUGUUUCUAAGAUAAUGCUGAAUCGUACACCAACGCCUGAGCCGCGAUCCCUUUCCACUGAGCCUCCGUGCUCUGAUAGUCGAAGCUACUUGGGCGCGCAUAUUGCCGCACUAGAGAGCACAUCCGUUUUAGAUCAAGACGAUAAUGCAUCGUCAAAACAAGCAGAUUGUGUUAGCUUUCUGGGCACACACAUAGCGGCUCUCAAAAGCACAUCCGCUUUGGAACGCGAUGAUGACGCCUUGUCCAAGCAGGCCGACUCAGGCAUCGGCGAACCGAUACCAUCUCCUAUACCUGACAGCCUGCCAUCAGAAGGUUCCGCACAUGAAGGAAAGUCAGCGUUCGAAUCGAGCUCAGAUGAUGACGACAUUGUUAAGGUUUAUAAUUUCAAACUCGGAAAAACAGUAGUCAAAUCUCCAACUGAACCCCACACUUUGGAGGAUUUCGUUGUUCUGGCCGCCGAGACUCAAACCGACAGCGAAGGUAAUACGCCAGCGCUAGCAACGCAAGAAGCAACUCCAAACUUUUCUGAUAGCGCUUCGUGGAAUUUUGCAAUUCCCAUAUCCCCUCCGCCUAAUUUCGCUGAUGGACGAUUCGCGGAUGGGAUUGAAAGUGAAAAGCCAUCAGAUGCGCCCAUUACUCCGAAGAUCAAGGAACGGCCCGUCAUGGAUUUUGAAUCGAUUUCCGGCAUUAAAGUUGCUCACAACACAAAUAAUGAGGUGGCGAAACCACUCGACGAGAAGAUUACUAUAGAUAAAACCGGUCCAUUACCAAGUCCAACCACACCUUUAAAUGAGAUCGUAGAUGAGCUCUCGGCGAUAAUUAACGAGAAGCGUUUGGACACAAUAAUCAAAAAGGUGGAAGAUGAACCAAAGAUUGAAGCAGCAAAACCAAACACCUUAUCGAACUUUAGCAUAACGACAAUCACACAACAGACACAAGAAAAACAACCACAGACAGCAAGCUCCACUCAAAGGAAAAUCGAUCCCACAUCAGAUGAACUCAUCAUCGGUGUGGCAACAGCAAAUAAUGAGUCGAAUUUGAACUCAAUCGAUUCAGCUUCGAAGCAAAGACAAGCACAACUGACAACAGAAAUCACUAAUACCAUUCUACCACCAAACUCGAUUAGUUCUGAAAGCCCAUUGCCACAAUCAUCACUCGCCAAAAUCGAACAGAAUGGUUUCAGUCCCAGCCGAAGACGAUCAUCUGGCGAAUUGAGCAUUGGAGAAUCGCCCUCUCUUCAGAGUCCUGAGGUGAUUAAGACUAUUCUCAACUCACGCAAAAACAGUUCGGCCAGUAAUAGUGAUGGCGAAUCAAAGGCGGCGUCAGCGGAAACUGCUAAGCCUAUCGAAAAGAUAUCCGGGGAGAACGUUAACAUUGCUCCAAUAGCCGAAACACCAAAGAACAUAAAUGACGAAGAAAACGCGGCAGAAGCGAUAAAUGACUCGACACAGCGCACAAAACCAAAGGAGCUGCCCAAAGUGUACCGAUACUCCGGACCGCCAAGCAUUAAUUUCUCUACAUGGAACGAACGUCCCAAGGUACAAGUGUCCAUCAAAAACGAAGGUGACUACAUCUUUGGUGGCAAGAAUGCGGACAGUCAGAGCGCUGCAGUUACGACGGCUGCCCUCGAAAUAAACACAAUUUCACAGGCGCGCAGCAAUCGCCUUUCAAUGCCGGCGAGCGCAUUCUGGGCCGAACGUGAGAAUGCUCCGCCGUCAGUUGCUCCGAAGCCCGUGGCAAUUGCACCGACGGAGCGCAUGGGUAUACCCGCGAAGGAGUAUCGUGUGCCGAUGACUGUUAAGCCCCUGCAGGACGUAACAGCUGAAAAUGUAGAACUGCAUACGACAACAACAAACAGCGCGCGGCACCAAGUUCCGACAAAAAUAGGACAUCGGAAGUCUACUAGCAUUACAACGGUUUUACUCAACGGAGAUUCAGAAACGGAAGCAAAUAAAAGCGAAUCAAUCACAAAAAGAUCAUUUGCAACUACAGUGCACACGUCAACAUUACCGCGCAGCAACACGAACCGGUUCAGUACACCAGUGGCAAAUAUAGUGGGCCCAUCACUGCUGCGCUCAACAUCCAUCACCCAAUUGGAGGCCAGCAAGCUGAAACAUAAUCACACUGAGGCCGCACCGCCACCUUUUGGUCAGAACACACUUCGAAAGACUGGACUGAAAGAAAAAAUACUCGCAAAAGAAGCGGAGACACAAAAGAACGCAAAAGAUGAUAGCAGCACUCCAUCGCCCAUGCCCCCAAGGGCACAAGAGUCAAAAACUGAAGACACCACAACGAUUUCCAACGGUUUCGUGAGCGUAACAAAACCGAAAGCACCAUGGGAAAAAAUAAGCGUCAAUCAGAAGGCGGGGAAACCCAUUCAAAGUGCCAAGCUAGAACUUAAACUGCAGAAAUCGACCAGCGUCUAUUUGAACCAACGGAACCCGAGUCCAACAGCAAACACAACAACGACUUUAAACACUCAGUCAGGGCCAAAAUCUGCGCCCAUCGCACCGCCAUUACCGCCAGCGCCGACCAAGGUCGUGCCGUUGCGCACACCUAACGGUAGCGCGGCAACAACACCUAGCAGCCCGGAUCCAAGAGACCAACUACUAGUAGCAAUACGCAACUUCAAACGCGAAGAACUGAAUCCUGUCUGAGGAAGCGCUGCGGCAAACGACGGCUAGUGCGCGAUGAGAAGACAGAUGAUUUGGCGAAAAUAGUCACAAAAAGCUGGACUGAAAUGUUGUAAAUUAUUAUUGUAAAUUUCUUUUUAUAAAUAUGUAUUUUAAAAAACAUUAGCAAAGGAGUUUUUAAGCCGAAGUCAACGUAAUGUUAUUAGUUUAGUUUACAACGUAGGAAACGUGAGUGUCAUUUGCGCAAAGACGUGGCCGCGACUUUAGCAGCGGCUAUUUCCCACGCCGGUCCGGUUCCGACCCAAAACAAUGGGAGCAUAUGAAAAUGAUUAUAUUAUAAAUAUGCGUAAAUAAAUAUAUAUAUACUUUUAUGAAUAAAAAUAGCAUAAUGAGGGAUUAACAUAAAAAAAAAAUGCUGUAUAUUUUUUAAAGUUGUAGUUUCUAAUAACCAAAAAUUAAAGAAAUAUUUUUCAACGCCUGGCAGUCGAUGAACGUUGCUUUGAGGGUCGGACUCAAGCCACAGGUUUAAAACAUACCUUACACUUAUAACAUCUAACAAAUAUUUCUAUAAGAGCUUUAUGCAUAAGAAGUGAGCUGAAAAUUCUAUUCAAUUGUCCGUGCAAGGUGUUAAGUUUAAGCUUCCUUCAUCAGCAUUGGAAUGGAGUUUAAACUUAAGCUGACAUUUUAAGCACAAAGCCCAACACAUUGUAUAUAUUUUAAUCAAUAUUCAAAGGAAUGUAUGUAGGAAGGGACGCAUAUAGUUAGCAAAUGCUUUUAUGCGUAUUAUUUAUAUUUUACUGUUUUAUCAAAAUAUAAGAAAUGGAUAUACUAAAAUGUUAUAAUAAUAAAGCCCAAUUAAUGCGUA
Messenger RNA from Rhagoletis pomonella (apple maggot), 6155 nucleotides. RefSeq names its product flocculation protein FLO11. The transcript is spliced from 5 exons. Bases 1145 to 5314 code for a protein of 1389 amino acids. The record is from RefSeq and is a predicted model, not a curated record. NCBI's taxonomy places the organism in Eukaryota, Metazoa, Arthropoda, Insecta, Diptera, Tephritidae.